CAAAAAAUCCUCCUCUCUCGAAAGGAACGCUCUUGCUCACAUACACACGCACACAAACAGGCACUAGGGCUGCGGUUUGUGGAGACUUAUUGCUUGGUCCCCAAAGUCUACAAAAGAGACGAGAGAGCGAGAGAGCGCAUGUGUUGCUCUCUUGCUUGCGCCUUUGACUUUUUGAAUUUUUAAUUUCCUUUGCACGCGAUGGGGUCGGAAUGCGGGGGGCAGGGCGGCGAAACGGGGUUAAAAAGAAAAACGCGCUGGAAAAAAGCUAGGAAACCGCCAGCAACAGCAACAACCUUUUGGGUGUGCAACAGUUGAUGAUUUGUUGUUUCCCUUGCUUUUCCAUCCCAUUGUAGAAGUUGUUGUUGUAAGGGCAACAUUUUGGGUUGGGCCGCUUUAUUGAAACGAUGUGGGGUUGGGCCGCAGCUUUACUGGGGUUUUCCAGGCCACCGAAAUAUGGGAAAAGCGUGUGGAAGUGUGGAAACGACAGAGCCAGCAACGCAGGCGUGGCGGGACAUACAGUAGAUACUCUAAGAAAAAAAAUAGGAUAGAGUUUACGCAAACUCAUAUCUUAAUCAGCCUAGUAGCUUAGUGAGUGCAUGAAAUUGUUAGCAUUCUAAUGUUCAUUAAAAUUUCGAUAAACUUUUAGGAAAAAAACUUUUUAAGAAAUAAGAUGAAAAUCCUCGUAAAAAUAUUUGUACAAUCAAAUUUUCCUUUUUAAGGAUUUUUCACUGUACUAUUCGUUUUGAUGUGCAGGAGUGUCGUUCGUCUGAUGUUUUUUUGGGCAAGGGAUUACGUAAGCGGGCUGUAAAUUCUACAAGUGGAAUGGCAGUCUGGCUCAAAGCGGCUGGGGAUCCUAAACAGCGAGCUUUGAGCAAAGUUCCCUCGCUCUUUUUUUAUAAUUUGUUCAUGUGUUUUUUAUCCUACACACCUUGGUGGGUAUUUUGUUGUUGUUGUUGUCUAUUAUUAACUGGCUGAAGGCGUAACGGCAACAACAACAACAUCCCCCACACCCCUUUGCCCCUUGCAACGGAAACGAUCGUUUCGCCUAAUAGGCUCUCACACACUCACACAAGUACUGAGCUCCCCAACCCAGGUGAAAUAGCAACAAAUGCACACACACACACAGGCUAGACAACUACAACAAUAAGGUAGUCACUGAAUCGUAAAUUCCUGUUGCUGUUGCUCAGUCGACGUCGCAGUCGCAGUCGGCGUCGCUGCCGCUGUUGUUGUUUGCCUUGCCCUAUUGCGUGUUGUUGGUGGUGUGUUUUUAUAUUUUUUUCAGUCUGUUUAAUUUUUUUUUCACUUUUGAGUGGCUUUUGUGGAGCUUUGCCUGGGAUCGGAACUCUGACUCCGGCUCUCGGGGCUGUGGCCCGGUCUAUGGUCUAUGGUCCAGGUCUGCGGCUAUGGGUAUGUGGGUAUUCCGAUGGUUGCACGGAGAAAAAAAGAGGAUCAGAGAUCUAAGGGGCGAAUAAGGCAGGCUUUAGUUGGUAAGAUCCCCCAGAACAGAGCCCCCAGAUGCGAAAAUUGGAUGACAGAUGACUCUUUCUUUAAAAAUGAAUUUCUGAUUUCGAAAGAUACCAUAGUCACAGCAACUUAUUUCCUUUUUUUCGAGUGUAGUACUGCUAGUUCCUUCACCAUUGUUGUUGCCGUUCUACUUAGUAGUCGUCUAAUACGUAUAAACCGCUCUAUCUACGCUCCAUGACUUCCUCUCCCCACUCCUCGGAGAGGGGCAAGGGGGAGUUGCAGGCGGGGGACCGCUCUCCUGCUUGAAUUUUAUCAGCAAAAAGUUACAACAGUACGAUCCACCGGAGGCUUGCAUUUGUGUGCGAGAGCGGAGGUUGGACGUAUAAUCGGUGACAGGGCUCACAAAUUAACGAUGCUUCCUCUUCUUCUCCCACAGAGUACGAUGAUGAUGUUGAAAUUUCAAUUUCGGCUGGGAGUGAAAACGGAAUUUGUACAUCGACGGAGGAAGGCCCCAUCCCAGAGUGGCUGACAAACAAAAUAUAUCGACCUCUUCAAAUACUGGCUUUAUCGUCACAUCCAGGCCUAAGGUAUUGCAGUUAGGAGUGAGUCACUCAGGAGAAAAAGCUCUUCGGGCAAGUGCUUUCGGGGAAAGCGAUCGCAAAGGGCGUUGUCUGCGCCUGCUGAUGUCAUUGGGGAUAUGUGGGGAUAUCUGGAUAUCGGCAGACCCAGUCCGUGAUAUCGGUGUCGUUGUAUCCAUUACGAGUGAACAGUUACAUCCUCCGCACAAACCCCGAGAGAUACCAGACACCAACACCGCCAACAGCUGUCUAAAACAACCGUUCAUGGUCAUUGUGCCAUAAAUGGCAAACGAAACGAAAUUGAAAUUAAGCAAAUGAGUGGGAAACCAGACGCUGAAGCAGCCAAGGAGAAGAACACCGCAACAUCAGCAACAACAACAGCAGCAACAACAGCAGCAGCAGCAACAUCAGCCACAGCAGCAAUAGCAACAGCAGCAGAAGCAACAGCUUAGCUGCUGCGGAAAACAAGUUGGUGAGUCGGGCCCAAAGCCGAAUCAAAAUCCGAAUCCACUAGACGAAGGCGGAUGCGCACCUAGAAGCCAAAUGAGGAGCUCUAGCGGAUGCUGUGCCUCUUCAACUGGGCCAAAAUUAGAGCCACACUCAAAACAAAAACUUUCCAGUGUCAUGAAAAGUGGAUCGCGCUGAAACGCGUUUCGGGCCAAGUAGCGCAACAACCAAAAGUAAAUCCCGGAGGAGUUCACCAAGAUGAAGGCGGCCAGUCUGGAGGAUCAGUACGCCAGUUUUCCGGAGAUCAAGCGGUCGGAGGUGCGCAAGUUUCUGGACUGGAUCCACGCCCAGCCGCACAUCUCGGAGAGGUUUUCGGAGGGCGAGGCUCUGCACUUCUUCCACGCCUGCCGCUGCAGCAUGGAGGUGGCCAAGCAGGUCCUGGACACCAAUCUCACGGCCCGCACCCACCUGGAUGAGUUCUUCGUGAGCCUCGACUGCGAGCGACCCGAGAUCAGGCGCGCCAUGCGAACUGUGUCCAUUGUUCCUCUGCCAGGAGCCACUCACGAAGGAUAUCGGGUGAUCCUCGCUAAGCUGGAUGAUUUGAAUACCGCCAACUACAAUUUUGCAGAUGCUAUGAAACUAUAUUGCAUGGUAUUUGACUUCUGGAUGUAUGAGGACGGCAUUCAGCCAGGGCAUGUGAUCGUCAUCGACCUGCAAGGCACCUCCUUGGGGCAUGUGGCCCGCAUUGGACUGCUGCAAAUGAAGAAGUUUCUAUUCUACCUACAGGAAGCGGCUGCCAUCAGGCUGAUAGGCUUUCACUUCAUCAACAUUGUGCCCUUCAUGGACAAGAUUCUGGCACUGAUGACACCGUUUAUGAAAAAGGAGCUCUCCACUGUGCUGCACAUGCACAGCGACUUGAAUGAUUUCUAUAAGUUCGUCCCCAAAGAAAUGCUUCCCAAGGAAUACGGAGGUCGAGAAGAGGAAUCCAGCUUGGCCAAAGAGAUUUUCUACAAUAAAUUGCUAAACAGUCGAAAGGAAAUGCUUGAGUUCGAGAAGCGGCAUCAGGUCAACGAAAAACUGCGGCCCGGAAAAUCGAAAAAUGCAUCCGAUCUUUUUGGCAUUGAAGGAAACUUUAAGAAGUUGGAUAUUGACUGAGCCAAAGGAUCUUCUUCAUUGGCUUAAACAAAUGUUUUGUUUCACAGGUAUAAUGGAAAAAUUUUACGAAUACGACUUCGAAUGGGCUUUAAGCCAGAAUAUCAUAAUGUCUUAAAAGGAACUGCUUAAAAUAUCAGCCAAUUCUUCAAAAAAGUUGAUUUCAAAUGUUUUUUGUCGGGAUCGGGAAAACAGUGAUAAGGAUCAAGAUUUCAACGCGGACACCUUCUUAUGGAAUUCGUUGGCUCAUCAAAAUCGGUCAGUCGAGCCUACAGUUUUUGUGUGUAAUACAAUUUCGGUAGUUCUAGUUUAUUGUACAUAUAAUACAUAUAAAAUAAAUAACACAUACAUACAUAUAUAUCGCUAUAUUCCCUAGGUAUUAUAUUGUAAACGUAGCUUACGUAUUAUAGUUACAAAUAUAUAAAUAAAUGAAAUAAAUAAAUAAGCCAAACAUA
Messenger RNA from Drosophila ficusphila, 4096 nucleotides. Its product is annotated as alpha-tocopherol transfer protein-like. Gene Ontology annotation, molecular function: phosphatidylinositol bisphosphate binding. The transcript is spliced from 8 exons. Gene Ontology annotation, cellular component: membrane. The record is from RefSeq and is a predicted model, not a curated record. Bases 2748 to 3644 code for a protein of 298 amino acids. Lineage: Eukaryota; Metazoa; Arthropoda; Insecta; Diptera; Drosophilidae.